GCGUUCUCGUAACCGUGAGACCAGGGAACUCUCCAGCCUUGCUGCCCAAUUACUUUCAAUGAUAGGUGCCUCACUGCCGUUAUUAGAAAACCUCGGGAGCCUGACAUACAGCCCGAACACUGCUGUCCAGGGCAAACCAGGCUUCGCUAUUUUACCGACGGGUAUCACAGGCCAGUUGGCUACUCGCCACCUGCGUUCGAGCUUGGUUUUUGCCCGCCGGCAUGCGAGUCCACCCCAGGCGCCUAUGUUUCCGCACAAUCUGGCUGAUCCUGCACCUUCGGGGCCGCCACUGCCACUUCAGAUUGAUGGCGACAGAGUCCUUUCUGAUGUAUCUUCUUCGAGUAUCGAGACGACUCGCUUCCACUCGAUUAGCCGGCCCGGCAGAGGAGAUUUUGCGUCUGGAGCGGUUGUGCAGACCAGUGGGGAGACAGAGCACAGUCAAAGGAUCGUGAGCACCAGCAUCAGCCUGUAUGAGACAAACCUAAAGGCCAGCCGACUUGCGCGCCGCGUAUUCGUAUCUGUAGCAGUCGCCCUGCUGCUUCUGCCCUCGGACUCUUUCGAAGCCUCCAGAGACAUAGCGACGGCCGAAGAGACGGUUUGUCGCGAUAUGGCCACAGCCGGACUGCCUCGGGACCAGGACCGGAGUCAUUCGGCUUUGGUUGAUUUCAUCGAGGCUGAACUGCGCCAGCUUGACGAAGCACUUGCGCACCGGCUGCGUACCAAAGUGAAUAGUGUUGUGAUUGCCUCUCAGUGGUUGGUAUCUGCUCUGCAUACCUCCGGUCAGCCGACGCUUUGUCCCACGCCCUCGGCCUCCCUCUCCGGCGGUACUGUCAGGACCAUCACCGCUAAAUUCAAUGAUCAAGACAGUUUUUUCACUGCCAGUCUGUUGGCAAACGGCUCCUCUUCUCAAUCGCCCCAGUGCAUUGACCUGAUCGGAGCCUGCCCUCCUCCGCGGCCACCUCCGCGUGGCUACACGUCGGUCUCUUCUAUUCACCGUCCUCCCCAGGAGCACCCGGCGCCCGGCUCCGGUGAACCUACAGUCGGACGACGGAUUUCGCCACCGGUUCCUCCGCUUCCGCCUCCACGACGUCCCGCUCUUCUGGGACAACUGGCCACAGCCACCGCGGCACAGCCGCUUCAUGCAGACUCCUGUCCUGCUCGCAGUUCGCCCGACACCCGGACCUCUCGAAGUUGCCAACGGGCUGACCGUCCGGAAGACACGCCUCUACUAACCGAUCGCACAAUCACGAUGCGAGCUAUUCAGGCUCCUCUUGAAAGCGACGAAAAAGGGCAACUGGACUCGUUCGCCAAGGCUAACCCGGCCUCUUCCGAUGCUCCUCUUCCAGUCAUGGCCUGCCACUCGGCCCCUGGUCUUGGCCUGCAGACCAACUGUUUUGUACGCAUUGCUCUCGAGCCAGCCUACGAUCACGUUGCUCUUUCGGAGCAUGGACCAUACGCUAGCGAGAGCGAGACAGAGGGGGAAGAAGAAGAGGAAGAGGAAGAGGAAGAGGAAGAUGAGGAAGAGGAAGAGGAAGAGGAAGAGGAAGAGGAAGAGGAAGAGGUGGAGAAAGAGGAAAUAAAAAUGGAUGAAGGCAGCAACUGGAGCUCUGGAGAGAGGAGAAGAAUAGCCGGAGAAGGGUUCGAAGUGGAAGCGCAGCCUGGCCGUACCCUCAAAAUGGCUGCCAAUCAAGCGGCCACAGUCGUCGCACACACCCUCGAUCCUCCUUACAGUGAGGUCACGGACCACCCCGCGGCGGCGUACCUGCGUCGUGUGCUCCAACGCGGCUCCGCCUGCGCCCCGUUGGCUGAGGCCGACGAUCCGCCGCUCCGGAUCCCGGGCCUCGACUGCUCUCUCGAACGGUUGAAGCGCGAGGGCCGGCUUCCGUCGUCCGACGAGUACCGCGAGGGCACUGACUGGCUGGCCGGGCCGGUGUUGGGCCGAGGCGCGUUUGCCAACUGCCUACAGGCCCGGGACACACGAACGGGCAGCUUGAUGGCCGUGAAGCGGAUCCGCCUGGGUCACGGCUCCAUCGAGUCGGUACCCCCGCCAUCUUUGCCGCACUCACAUCAGCAGCACUUUGGCGGGGCCGCCCAGCCAAGAAGUAAGCACAAGCUUAUGCGUGUAAGGAAAGAGCUGCCUCCGAACACACUUCCGUGA
Molecule: messenger RNA, 2158 nt
Organism: Protopolystoma xenopodis
Lineage: Eukaryota; Metazoa; Platyhelminthes; Monogenea; Polystomatidea; Polystomatidae
Source: the annotation of a GenBank genome assembly